Messenger RNA from Hylaeus anthracinus, 411 nucleotides. RefSeq names its product H/ACA ribonucleoprotein complex subunit 3 (gene Nop10). Gene Ontology annotation, cellular component: box H/ACA telomerase RNP complex; box H/ACA snoRNP complex. Lineage: Eukaryota; Metazoa; Arthropoda; Insecta; Hymenoptera; Colletidae. Gene Ontology annotation, biological process: rRNA pseudouridine synthesis; ribosome biogenesis; positive regulation of telomerase RNA localization to Cajal body. The coding region runs from base 132 to 326 and encodes 64 amino acids. The transcript has 3 exons. The record is from RefSeq and is a predicted model, not a curated record. Gene Ontology annotation, molecular function: telomerase RNA binding; box H/ACA snoRNA binding.
ACAGAACACUAUGUUGACAGAGCGUGCGCUAAAAAUCCAUGAUCACCCACGAGGCCACGAGGUAGACAAACAUAAAACCUAACCUUAACAAAUACAAGUAUUUGAUAAAAUAUAAAUAAAAUAUAAUAAAAAUGUAUUUAAUGUAUUAUUUGAACGAAAACGGAGAUAGGGUGUAUACUCUAAAGAAAGUAGAUCCAAAUGGAAAACCCACAUUGUCAGCACAUCCAGCUCGAUUCUCCCCUGAAGAUAAAUAUUCAAGGGAAAGAAUAACAUUAAAAAGGAGAUUUGGUCUAUUACUUACACAACAACCACUACCAAUUUAUUGAUUUGUGUUUGUAUUCAUUUAUUACUUGUAAUUAAUUGUAUCUGUAUUAUAUACGAAUGAAAUUAAACUUUAUAAAAUGAGACAUA